Messenger RNA from Theobroma cacao (cacao), 2055 nucleotides. Its product is annotated as Aldolase-type TIM barrel family protein. Gene Ontology annotation, biological process: GTP biosynthetic process. Gene Ontology annotation, molecular function: IMP dehydrogenase activity. NCBI's taxonomy places the organism in Eukaryota, Viridiplantae, Streptophyta, Magnoliopsida, Malvales, Malvaceae. The record is from RefSeq and is a predicted model, not a curated record. Gene Ontology annotation, cellular component: cytoplasm.
UACUGUCUUGGUAGUCAACAGUUCCUACUGUUUUUCUACGCGACCAAAAGCGAAUCCCAUAUUGCACGCCGCUGCCGCCUACGAUCAUCUUUCUUCUUCUUCGUUCUGACACCCGACGUGCUCCUAGAUUUUAAGUUCAAGACUUUUCAGGUCAGAUUCAUGACUGAUGGAAGACGGGUUCGCAGCCUCAAAGCUGUUCAGCCAAGGCUACUCUUAUACCUACGACGAUUGUAUAUUUCUCCCUCACUACAUUGACUUCCCUACCGAUGCCGUAUCUUUGUCCACCAACCUCUCCCGCAACGUCCGCCUCUCUAUCCCCUGCGUUGCUUCUCCUAUGGACACUGUCUCCGAAGCCUACAUGGCUGCUGCCAUGGCUGCCCUUGGUGGCAUCGCUAUUGUCCAUUCCAACUGUACUUCUGCCCAACAAGCCUCCAUCAUCCGCUUUGCCAAGUCUCUCCGUCUCCCCAUUACUCCCUCUGUUGCAUUUGCGUCGCCAGAUACUCUUCCUGCUGCUGCUCCUCAUGGAAGAUAUAUUUUUGUUACCGACUCAGGCACUCUACCAUCCAAGCUGUUGCGUUGUGUUGCAACUUCUGAUUGUGAGAACUUGAAAGGUGAAGAAGUGAAAAUCUUUGAUUGCAAGCGGGAUUGUAAGAGUGUGGAGUAUGUUCCUUGGAAUUAUGAUCUGGAAAAGAUUGAGGCCAUUUUGGAUGAAAAGAAAAGUGAUAUUGUGGUGUUGGAAAGGGAUGGUGAGGUGGUGAAUGUGGUGAUCAAGGAGGAUCUGAAGAGGCUAAAAGGGUAUCCAAAAUUGGGGGCAGGGACUGUGGGGCCUGAUGGAGAAUGGAUGGUAGGGGCUGCAAUGGGGACAAGGGAGUCUGAUAAGGAGAGGUUGGAGCAUGUGGUGAAGGCAGGGGCCAAUGUGGUGGUGUUGGAUAGUUCUCAGGGGAAUUCUAUAUAUCAGAUUGAGAUGAUCAAGUUCAUCAAAAAGACAUAUCCUCAGCUGGAUGUGAUUGGUGGGAAUGUUGUGACUAUGUAUCAAGCACAGAAUUUGAUUCAGGCAGGUGUAGAUGGGUUACGAGUUGGGAUGGGAUCUGGGUCAAUUUGCACCACACAAGAGGUUUGUGCUGUUGGACGAGGACAGGCAACUGCUGUUUACAAGGUAUCAUCUAUUGCUGCGCAACAUGGUGUGCCUGUCAUUGCUGAUGGUGGGAUUUCAAACUCUGGACACAUUGUCAAGGCUUUGGUUUUGGGGGCAUCUACUGUUAUGAUGGGAAGCUUUUUAGCUGGAAGCACUGAGGCUCCUGGAGCUUAUGAGUAUAAGAAUGGUCAACGUAUCAAAAAAUAUCGUGGCAUGGGCUCCCUAGAAGCAAUGACUAAGGGGAGUGAUCAGAGAUAUUUGGGUGAUACAGCCAAGCUGAAGAUUGCCCAGGGAGUUGUUGGAGCAGUUGCGGAUAAAGAUUCUGUACUAAAGUUUAUACCUUACGCAAUGCAAGCAGUCAAGCAAGGGUUCCAGGACCUUGGUGCUUCCUCUUUACCAUCUGCACACGAGCUCUUAAGAUCCGGCACAUUGAGGCUAGAGGUCCGGACCGGUGCAGCACAGGUUGAAGGUGGAGUUCAUGGUCUGGUUUCAUAUGAAAAGAAAUCCUUUUGAGACUUACUUGCUGUUGGUGGCUGCAUGAGGAUCUAUACUUUUUAACUUCAGCAACACUCAGAAAAGCAAUGCUUAUGAUGGUUCCUCUACAAGGUCUGUCAUGGUUGCAAGAGUAUCUACUUGCCUGAGUCUGUAUUAGAGUCCCAUAUGAGGACUUUUAUUGUAUAAUAAGGGGCAAUUUGGAAUAUGGGUCCAGUGUGAGGCCCUUUUCCCAAACAGGCCCCAAGUCAAUGUGCUUUUAUGUUUUGAAAGAUUGGGUAUGUUUUGUCCAUGUGACAUCACAAAUCUAGUUCUGAGAAUGAGGGGCAUAAUUUAUAUAUAUUGCCCAAAAAUCAAUAUCUUGGGCUUGAUUUUGGUCUUUACCCAAAUUGAAUUUCAUUUUCUGUUUUAGCAAUGCGCUUAUACAA